GUGGCCUGUUUGGCAAAUGCUGCUCUACAUGACAGCGUGAACUUCACAACACACUCAUUCGACCGGCUGCUCCUCGACUUGAUCAGCUAAACCUUGCUGGCAGCAUGAGAGCAGUAUUAUGACUACAGCUUUUUUCAGAAAUACUGCAACCUGGAAUACCAUGCCCAGCAUUUAAAGUUCCGAAGAACUUUGGCGGAAUUAGAGAGCACAAUGGGAAAUACUGUGAAAACUCCAAGACCAUCCGAAGAAACAAACAUGCUGAGCCAAACGGGCCAGGAGAGUGACUUCCUUGCUGUCCUGUACGAUUAUCCUUCAGCAGACAUAAGCCAACCUAUAUUUCAUGUAGGGGAAAAACUACGUGUGCUAUCAGAUGAAGGAGGCUGGUGGAGAGUCCAUUCCCUUACAACAGGUCGAGAAAACUAUAUUCCAGGAAAAUAUGUAGCAAAGGUUUAUCAUGGCUGGUUAUUUGAAGGGCUGGGAAGAGAAAAAGCUGAGGAACUUCUACAGCUACCCAACACCAAGGUCGGCUCCUUCAUGAUCAGAGAGAGUGAAACAAGGAAAGGGUUAUAUUCCUUGUCAGUGCGACACAGGCAAGUGAAACAUUACAGGAUCUUCCGCCUUCCAAAUAAUUGGUAUUACAUCUCUCCACGUCAAACCUUUCAGUGCCUUGAAGACCUGGUCAAUCACUACUCAGAAGUUGCUGAUGGUCUCUGCUGUGUCCUCACAACACCUUGUCUUACCCAGUGCACUAACAACAACACCAUGACGAAUCCAGUCCCUCCUGUGGUCAUGAGGAAUAAAAAUUUCAACUGGAGAAACAUUCACAGGCUGGAGGUGACUGAAGAUACCAAAAGCACUCUGGCAGCAAUGGAUGACUCUUGUCUCAGCUAUGGCCUGAGGGAAAGUAUUGCUUCCUACCUCUCCCUAACGGAAGAUGACAACACUUCUUUUGCAAGUGCCAGAAAGAAGAAAACCCAAUCUCUUAUAUACACAGGGAACAAACGUAAAAGUGCCCUUCACUUGCCACCUACGUACUACGAAGACUAAAUAUAAGACAAUCAGGGGGAAAAAACCCAACAACUGAAGUGUUAGAAGAGAAAUCCAGAGCAUCCCGUGGUCCUGCAGUCCUUCAACAGCUAAGAAAUACAGGCACCCCAGCUGGUGACCCAACUCUAGAACUUCUGCAUUUUCUCUUCUGAAUGCUACCCAGAGACUUUCUCAAGGGUGUUAUCUCAGCCACAGCAUAUGCUGGGAACGUCUCCAGUGCACCUGAAAUUAGAACUGGCUCACAUACAGGAUAAACUGAGAUAGACUCCAAAUCAAAAGCCAGGUGAGGCAGGUGACUCUUCAGCAAGGGUGAUGCCCAGCACUGUACAAAGAUGACUGCAUAGGGAAGGACUAACUGCAGCUCAAGAACUGAAAUUAAGUCUUGCUCUGGUAUUCUCCACAAAGCUGAAAACCACCUUCACAAAACCUAUCUACACUGGAAAAAGAAGCCUUUUUCUUCUCAAGGCAGAAUUAUCCACUGUCAUUAACAAUGGGUCAGAAAGUUGUCAAUAACUUCAAGAAAGCAUUUAACACCCAGCAUCCAAGAAACAUCUGAUUAUAUUGACUCCAUACUUACUUUUUAGGAGAAAAAAUUAAAAUCAUUGACUUUGCAAGUUGCAUUUAUAUCAUCUGCUGGCAAUGGCCUGCAGCAUCAUAAAGUAGUCACAAAAUUAAGAGCAGGCUUAAUUCACUGAGAAAAGCAGUUCCUGCUUAUCCCUGAGAUGGGAGUACAGACUUAUCCAAACAUGUAACUCAGCUGCUCAUAGUGUAGCAGAUAUAAAACAGAGAACAAAGAGGGGGUUAAGCAAAAAUAUAAUGUGAUAAUAUUGUGCCUAACUGCAAAGGUUGGCUUGCAAAGGUGUGACCUUUUAUGUGUAGAGGAAUAUAUUUUAACUUCAUCUUCUGAAGUAAGCCACAUAUUUAUGUAUAAUAUUUAUAUUAUUAGCAGUUUUUAAAAUAAUUAAACUAAGAGAACAAAUCACUAACAGUGGAAGUUAAAGAUUUUUCCUGAUUUCUUGUCUGAAGAGAGUUAUGUCAAAUAGUAAUAACACUUUUCAUCAAAUCACUUAAAGAUUAAAGGGUUUUCUGAAAUUUCAUUAAUUUUUCUACAUGUAUGUACCCUUUGCUAAGGGGAUAAAAAGCAGGUAGCAUGUUCCUUUGAACUUGCCUCAUGAUUGCUUUCGAAAUCAAGCAAUAACUCACAUCUGAGGGUGUAAAAGUCCACAACUUACGUUCUCAA
Messenger RNA from Manacus vitellinus (golden-collared manakin), 2287 nucleotides. It is a transcript of the gene SLA, whose product is annotated as Src like adaptor. The record is from RefSeq and is a predicted model, not a curated record. Gene Ontology annotation, molecular function: protein binding. The transcript is spliced from 8 exons. Bases 211 to 1047 code for a protein of 278 amino acids. Lineage: Eukaryota; Metazoa; Chordata; Aves; Passeriformes; Pipridae.